AGGUCGUCGGGGCUGCCCCGGCCCGCCCCUCGCCGCGCCCAGCCCCGCACCUGCCCCCCGGCGCCGCCCCGCUGCUCGCCCCGCCGAGCCGCCGGCGCGUCGGGCCGAGGGUGGGGAGCUGCUGCCGGAGCCGGCGGCCGCCAUGGGCACGGGGCGCGGGGGGAUGCGCUGCAUCAAGAUCCUGCUAUGCAUCUUCAACCUGACCUUCUGGCUGGCAGGAUUGGCUGUCAUUGCCUUUGGUCUAUGGCUGCGGUUUGGUGGGGUUAUGGCAGACUUUGCUUCAGAGAAAAAGUCUCCAGAGUAUUUCUUCAUGGGACUCUAUGUAUUGGUGGGAGCAGGGGCUCUCAUGACCACAGUUGGAUUUUUUGGGUGCUGUGGAGCAGCGCGGGAGUCUCAGUGCUUACUUGGAGCAUUCUUUGCUUGCUUGUUGGUGAUAUUUGCAGCUGAGGUCACUGCUGGAGUAUUUGCCUUUAUAGGCAAGAAAGUGGCAAUACAGGAAGCCCAGAAAAUCUAUGAAGACAUUUAUGAUGACUAUAUGAAAAAUCCAGGGGGGGAGGUCAACAGGACUAUCUUUCGCUACCACUUGGCUCUCCAAUGCUGUGGUAAAGAUAAUAUGGAACAACAAAUGGGAUUACCCUGUCCAGAGAAUAUCCAGAUGCCAAAGAACUGCCUGAUUGAAAUCCAGAAUGUAAUUGAUGCUAAUCUGCAUUUAAUUGGAAUUGUUGGAAUUGCAAUUGCUGGCAUCACAGACUGGACCCUUCAUGCAAAUACAGAAAGCUCUGGGGGAGGAAACAUGUCCAACGAGAUCCAGGCUAAAGGAAGAGAGGGAAAGAGGUGGGAAGCUGGCAAGAUAAUGCAGUCAUUUGGGAGCAAUUGCAGUGCAAAGUGUGCUUAAGCUUCCCAAGCUAGCCUGAGACACGCACACACACCGCUCUACACAUCUUUGAGUUAAAGGGGCCACUAAAAUCUUUAUUCAGAAGUCCCUUUAUCCUGCAAGACUCUAUAUGGUAUAUAUGCUGGUGCAGGAGUGGAGCCUAUAUCCAGAAAAGCAGCAGUUUUGUCAUACUCUGUAGAAUCUGACCGGCCUGUGGAAGCCAACUGAAGUGUGCAAAUGGACAGGGAAAGACUCACAGCACUUUAAUAUCCUCUGUUUCUGCUUCUGUGACUAUCACAGCUUCCAUGGGGCUCUUACCUCAACCUCUCACCAUUUCUUGCGGGUGUAAGGCAGGAAAGAAAGAUGGGACCUUUUUACAGAGCCAUAAAGUAAAUUUACAUACUGGUACCUUUAGAUUGCAUGUCAGGUAUAAAAGUUACACUGUGUGCUUGAAAUACCUCAGGGCUUGAGUUUACAUAAGUUUGUUUCUAUAUUUUUAUUUUUCUAUUUGCAAUAUUUAUUCAUAAGAGAAUGUUCCUUUUAAAAGAGCCUAGAAGGGAGAAAGGUUCUCCCCAGUAGGGGAAAAUAAAUUACAUCAGAGGCUCAGAAUCUAUUAAUUUUUGGCUUACUGGAGAUAAUUCAUCAUUGCAGAGAACAGCUUUUUGCUAACAAUAUCCAUGUAGCAGCUCUGUCUCUCUGAUGACAACUAGUUCAGAUUUCUGAUGCAGUUGUUCCAUACGUGAUGGGGAAAAGUUCAGAUAAACUAUGUAUCUCAUUGAAAUGGUCCAUGAUGUCUAACAGGACUUGGCAUUUACAAAUUGUGGGGUCUUUAUUCCACUGAAACACAAUGGAAAGGAAUGAGAUUACAGAAAAUGUGUCCAUUCUACUGAGCAUGUUUGUGUGGAAUAUAUAUCCCUGGUGAUAUUUCUCUCAUUUUCCUAAGAAACUCAACCAACCAUCACUUUUCUGUUACUUCACGAUUGGAAACAGUAUGGCUGUUCUAUGUAUCUGAUUUAAUUGACGCAUCUUGCUGUGUUACACAGAUCUCUCUUUUCAAAUUGUUAAACCACAAACUGCCACCAAGACAGCUGCGCACGAAAUGCUCGGUAAUGCAGCAGGCCCUGCCAACGGAGCAGUCUGUGCCCAGCUUCAGGUACCCAGCUGACAGGGAUACAUACUGUACACCACAGAAGAGUUAGGCUUGUAUCCCUCUGUUCACAGCUGACUAGCUAUGGAUGCCAUGUAAGAGUAGAGCCUGGAACCUCAUUCUACAAGCAUCAGACCAGGAAACAGGGCCCCCAAACUGCUGUCUGCUCCUAAGAAAGGCUCAGUUGGGAGAAUGACACUGGCAGUAAAUGCAUGAGGGUCUCAAGCUGAAACUACGAACGCUAAGUUUCUCACAGCGGGCAACUGACAUAGCCAAAGCAACUUCCUGGAUCCCAGGUACACUUGAAAGUGUCCCUACGACUGGUUCUGCUCCAAAUAGCUAACGGAAUAGUAUACAGCUAUUUUCUCCCAAGGUAAUACUGACAGAAAGAAGAAACCUGUGUAUAGUGUCAUUUUUGCCAUUCAGAGCAAGAGUUUUCCAGGAAAAACAGCACAAGGAAGCCACUGGUUCAGGUUCCAAGGGAUUGCCCUACAGGGAUAGCUUUAUUUGCAAUUAAUUUCUAUUUCCUUCUGUUACACUCCCCCUUGUAAAGACAGUAUCUUAUUUAUUUUAAACACAUCUACAUAUAAUUGGAUUUAGUUUCUCUGAUUUGUAGCACCAGAAUGUAAUUUUAGAACCAGUUUACUUCUAGAGUAUACUUCUUUGUUUACUGUUUCUUGAGUAAGUCGGAAGAUGCCCACUCCUGCUUUAGAGAUGCACUGAAUAAAAAGGCAGCUUGCAGAAGCCUCUGUUGCUUCCCCAGCUCCCCCACUUCCCCAGAAAUACAAAAACAUCCAAGUGCCUUAUGAAAACAGGCAAGAGUGGUACAAAGAAACCUUCUACAAAUUCAGACUUGAACAGCCUAACUUUCUGCUGAAGUGUUUUGGGUUUGUGGGCUGGUUGUGGGGUUUUUUUUCCUUGCUCUGAACAGUGCAUUUGUUUUUCUGAGCAUAAUUACUGCUUAUACUGUAGGGUUUGAUGCUAUUUAGGUAUAUGGGAUACUUGCACUGCAUAUCAAGAACAGAGUAAUACCAAUUACUGGUUUAAUUCUGUAAGUUAUUGGUAUAAUUUAAGCUGGAAAUCAACAUAUUAUCUAUCUACUAGUGGCUUUAACAGAAUCCAGAGAUACAGCCCCUCUUGUUUCCUGCUGUUGUGAGGUGCAUAAUGUAUUUGCAGUUUUCUCUGCAUUUUAGUAACAAACUUUUUUUUUUUUUAACUCAUUCAGGGACAGAAAAUACAACUGUUCUUUCCCUGUCAAAGCUGUAAGAAUCCUUUCCUGUCGCUUUUAGAUCAUAGUUAACAACUCCAAUUUCCAUUAACUAGCUUGAGCAGCCCUUCUUAAAUGCUCAGAUGUCACAGGCCGGGUUAUGGCUAUCAAAACUGGAUACAUAGUGCCCACAGUUUAUUGUGCUGCUGCUCUUUCAUUUCAGCUUUUGGAAGUGCAAAAUCGUUGAUCAUUGGCAGUACAAAAUAAUUUCCAAGCAGCUACACCGAAUGUCUUCAAUAAGAAACCUUUUCAAAAGUAACUAAAUCCAAACCAGUACCUAAACUUCCUCAACACAGUUCAUGGUCCAGAGUUGCGUGCCAGGAUUUCAUUAACAGACUCCCAGUGCUGGUAUGCGCCAGACCCAUAGCAACUGCCAUAAAAAUCAGCAGGAGUACCUGUCGGGUCCUGUCCCUUGCACCCUUUUGGAGGAAAGUGACAAAAGAUCAAAUCCCUCCAGGUGAUAACUCUGAAAACACAUCACACAUGUUUCUGUCUUCUUCUGCCAAACAGUUUGUUCUAAAGCAUAAAGAUGUAAAUUGUCGAUGCCAUUAUUGGUGAUUGCCUCUCUAAACAUCAUUAUUCACGUUUCCCUUGUCUAAUUUUUCUAACUGACUUCAGUGGGAGCUUCACUUGUUACAGGAAAACCUCAGCCAGUUUUGAUACCCUGCAGAGAUUGCACAGAAGCUGACAAAGCACAGCCCUGUACAAUCCCUAUGCUGAACGUUCAUACUUCACUUCUGUUCAUACUGAAAGUGACAGAUUUUAUAGCAAAAUAUAUUUCGUAUGUAUUGAAAAAUAGAUUGAUUUAUCUUAAACCUUCAAAUGCUAUAUUUUACAGCCUUUGGAGGCUACUGAUUAACAGUAUCAGAUACUGUUCACAGAAAAUGUACAUAAAUAAAGCUUUUCAAUCUUAUUUUUUCCUCUCUAUUGGUGCUCCAGCCGCUGGGUUCUCCAAAACACAAGCCCCUUCCAAUGUAACAUAUAUGUUUCCAUAGCACAAAUUCUAAUACUGGACAGAACUGGCGCAUCAGCUGACGCUGCAAAGUCUGUAGCAGAAUUACCUCGACGGCAGCUUUCUUUGAGGGAACCCACACACACACCUGACUCGCGGAAAUCGGCUUCCGCUUCCUGUAGAGUCUCACGCGUUCUGAAGUGGCGUUUUAUCCGCUGUUCUGUCUUGAAUUUGAAACAACUUUCCAAUAAAAAUAACCUGAGAUAAACGGC
Messenger RNA from Falco peregrinus (peregrine falcon), 4512 nucleotides. It is a transcript of the gene TSPAN2, whose product is annotated as tetraspanin 2. The transcript has 8 exons. Gene Ontology annotation, cellular component: membrane. The record is from RefSeq and is a predicted model, not a curated record. NCBI's taxonomy places the organism in Eukaryota, Metazoa, Chordata, Aves, Falconiformes, Falconidae. The coding region runs from base 143 to 895 and encodes 250 amino acids.